This is a messenger RNA of Purpureocillium lilacinum, 804 nucleotides long. RefSeq lists its product as uncharacterized. NCBI's taxonomy places the organism in Eukaryota, Fungi, Ascomycota, Sordariomycetes, Hypocreales, Ophiocordycipitaceae. The record is from RefSeq and is a predicted model, not a curated record. Gene Ontology annotation, molecular function: methyltransferase activity.
AUGGCACACCAUCAGUGUAGCCACAAUCACCACGGGCAUCACCAUCACCACCACGUGCAUUCCGAUGAGAAUGCGGACAAGACGCUGGGCGAAAAGAACAAGGAGCAUUUUGACCAAGUAGCGGCGACCAUCUUCGACACGCCGUGGGUCGCAAAGCUCGGGGAACAAGUCUCGCGCGAACUUCGUGACAACUUUGCGUGGUUUGGCGUGAGGGCAAACAGCGCUGGCUCACCAACUAAGAUGCUGGACUAUGCCUGUGGCAGUGGUAUCGUGUCUCGUGCCCUCUCGUCUGAUGUGCCCGUCAUUCGAGGAAUAGACAUUUCAUCUGGCAUGGUCACACAGUACAACAUGCUUGCAGAGAAAGCAGGGUUCUCACUAGAGACGAUGCGCGCUGUCCACGGUGACCUGCUCGACAGCGAUGCCACCCCAUCCGCAGAGCUCCCGACUGCCGAGUUCAAUCACUUUGACCUCGCGGUGAUGAGCCUCGCCCUUCACCACGUCUCAGACGUCGACGCAAUGAUCCAACGCUUGUCGGAUCGACUCGCCGACGGCGGCGUGCUCGUCAUUGUGGACUGGAUGAGCGAGGAGGCGGGCAGCGACUGGAAGUUUCUGCAGUCGGAAGACAUGCCCGUGAGACAGACGGUGAGCCGGAUGGGCUUCAGCGAGGGUGCUCUGCGGGAGACGUUUGAGAAGGCGGGACUGAGUGGCUGGGGAUGGAAAGCGUUCGCGGAGGAGUCGGAGGUGCCCUCCAAGUUUGGCGGCAGCAUGCGCGGGUUUCUGGCCAGGGGCGUGAAGGGUGCGUGA